AAGGAAGGAAAGAAGGAAGAAGGCGAGGAGAGGAGAGGAGAGGAGAGACGGACGGAGCGCGCUGUUGCCUUCUGUUACUGCUGCGGAGACCCCGCGCUCCCUGCCGGAGCUGUCCACCGCCGCUGGUGCUGAACCCCGAGGAGAAGGGCGGCCUUUCUCCGUCCUAAAGGAGAGGCUCCUCUGCGAAGGGGACUCGGAAAGCCGCCCUCGGAUGGGCCGGGAAGGGCGCGCCUGAACUGGAUUACACUUGGGGACUCUCUUCUCUGGGGAUUUUGGCGUCUUUCUCCCGCCGAGGCCAUGGUCACGCUCCUGGAGCAGUCCGCGCCCACCCAGCAAGAGCAGGUACCAUUUGGUGGCUGAUAUGUAAAGCAAAAUGGCUAAAGUGGACACCUAUCACUCCUGCCCGGCCAUCCAUAGGCUGUCUCUAACAUCUAUUGACAACGAACCCGAUAGACUUGAAAAUGGAUUUAUCAGGACCCACUCGCUGUGUGAAGAGGACACAUCUUCAGAACUGGAGAAAGUCAUUUCCAUGGAGACCGGUGGCCUGCCUGAAUCUCGAAGGAAUUCCUUCACAGGCAGUGGAGCUAUGGCUAGAUUAUCAUGGCUUGUGUUGUCGCUAAGAUCCUGGGCCAGGAGGAACCUGCACCAUGAAGACCAAAGGCCGGAUUCUUUCCUCGAACGUAUCCGAGGGCCAGAGCUCAAAGAUUUUUCAAGCAGAGACAGCAUCUCCCAGUUGAACUAUGAAGAUGCAGAUGGAUUGAAAAAUCAAUGGGCUUUGGCCAGAUUUAACAUCAACUACUCCAACAACACCAAUGAAGAAAAGAAGGAAGACAAGAAAGAGGUUAAGGAGGAGAAAAAGGAGGAAAAGAAAGAGGAGAAAAAGGAGGAAAAGAAAGAGGAGAAAAAGGAGGAGGAAAAGAAAGAGGAGAAAAAAGAGGAGAAAAAAGAUGUCAAAAAGGAUGAUAAAAAGAAGGAAGAAGAGAAAAAGAAAGAGGUCUUUGUGAUGGAUCCUUCCAGCAACCUGUAUUACAGGUGGCUAACCAUAAUUGCAACACCAGUCUUCUAUAACUGGUGCUUGUUAGUUUGUAGAGCCUGCUUUGAUGAGCUCCAAAUGGAAAACCUUGUACUCUGGAUUAUUUUAGAUUAUUCCUCUGAUGUCAUUUACAUCAUGGACACAUUUGUCAGAUUUAGGACAGGUUUCCUUGAACAAGGGCUGCUGGUUCGUGAUGAAAAGAAGCUAAGACUAAAUUACCAAUCCACUAGACAGUUCAAGUUGGAUCUACUUUCCCUUUUUCCAACUGACUUGGCAUAUUUAAAAUUUGGAAUGAACUAUCCUGAAUUGCGAUUUAACCGGAUCCUGAGGAUUGCCAGGUUGUUUGAGUUUUUUGACCGUACAGAAACAAGAACAAACUACCCAAACAUGUUUCGUAUUGGGAACCUUGUAUUGUACAUUCUGAUCAUUAUCCACUGGAAUGCAUGUAUAUUUUUUGCCAUUUCAAAGCAAAUAGGAUUUGGAAGUGAUACCUGGGUUUAUCCCAAUGUGUCACAUCCAGAACAUGGGCGCCUAGCCAGAAAGUAUAUUUACAGUUUGUAUUGGUCAACAUUGACGUUAACCACCAUUGGAGAAACUCCGCCUCCUGUGAGAGAUAUAGAGUAUCUGUUUGUAGUCAUAGACUUUCUGGUGGGUGUGCUUAUCUUUGCUACCAUCGUCGGUAAUGUGGGCUCUAUGAUUUCUAACAUGAACGCUUCCAGGGCAGAGUUCCAGGCUAAAGUUGAUUCUAUCAAGCAGUAUUUGCAUUUCCGAAAAGUCACAAAAGACUUGGAAGCCCGGGUUAUUAAAUGGUUUGAUUACCUGUGGACCAAUAAGAAAACAGUGGAAGAGAAAGAAGUUCUCAAAUACCUUCCUGAUAAGCUGAAGGCCGAGAUUGCCAUUAACGUUCACUUGGAUACACUGAGGAAAGUCCGUAUCUUCCAAGAUUGUGAAGCCGGGCUACUUAUUGAGCUGGUGUUGAAGUUACGACCUACUGUCUUUAGUCCUGGAGAUUAUAUCUGCAAGAAAGGGGACAUAGGCAGAGAAAUGUAUAUAAUCAAAGAAGGGAAACUGGCUGUUGUAGCUGAUGAUGGCAUAACACAGUUUGUGGUCCUAAGCGAUGGAAGUUACUUUGGAGAAAUCAGCAUCUUAAACAUCAAAGGUAGCAAAUCUGGUAACAGGAGGACAGCCAACAUCAAGAGCAUAGGUUAUUCUGAUCUGUUUUGCUUGUCCAAAGAUGAUCUAAUGGAAGCUCUUACAGAGUACCCAGAGGCCAAAAAAGCUCUGGAAGAAAAAGGACGUCAAAUUUUGAUGAAAGAUAAUUUAAUUGAUGAGGAAGCAGCAAAAGCAGGAGCCGACCCCAGAGAUCUGGAAGAAAAAAUAGGGAAACUUGAAUCGGCUUUGGACAUUCUUCAGACCAGGUUUGCUAGACUCCUAGCAGAAUACACGGCAGGUCAAGCCAAAGUCAAGCAAAGACUUGUAAAAGUAGAGACCAAGGUGAAGAAAUAUGGAAGUGGCACCUUAUCAGGAGAUGAGGCUGACAAACCAGCUGAAGCAAAAACAAAUUGAGUUGCACAGAGUGUGACACUACGGAGAAGGAAUAUAUAUACAAACAUAUAAACAUUAUUUUUAUAUGGACCCAAAGCAUUGAGUUUUUAGAGUUUUUAAUAGAAGCAUUUGUCUUGUAUAUAGAAAAUUAUUAUGUUUUAUGAUAUUAUUAGAAACAGAUAUUCAGUACUUUGAUUCUUUUUGUAUUGAUUUGAUUACUGGUUUCUAAUAAGCCCUAAGCACACAUUCUUGUUUGCAACUUGAACAAGUGUGAAAAAUCUGUACUUUUUACAGUGUGUUUGGCAUGGAAAGGAGCCUUGUGUAACUCAAGAGUGAAUGGAGAGAUGAAACAGAUGCACGCACACACACACACACGUAUAUCUAACAAUACUACUUGCAUAUUUUAUAAUCAUAGAAGCUUCUCAAUAAUUAUAUUCAAUCAAUUUUCACAGCCAUUCGAUUGAUUUUCAAGAAACUAGAUGAAGCACCCACACAUAGCUUUAGUACCUGCGAAUUGUUGCAAUGUGAAUGAACUAAUUUUAUACUUAUAUAUCACAAAUGUCAAAAUUUGAACUUUCUUCUUUACUAUCUCUGGUCACUUGAAAGAAUACCAGAGGGAUGCUAUACCACACUUUUGCCUUGAAAAAUAUACAAAUAUAUAUACCUGGAAUAGCAGGACUACUGCAGAAGUCCUUCUGCUAAGGCUUGUUGAGAUCAAUCUUUUCUUCCAAGACUGAGCUCAAAGAAAACUGGUUUGAUAGUUUGCAGCAGUAGCAGCUGGCUGUACACAGAACCAAUUGGUGGAUGUGAAGGGCAUUAUUAAUCUGCUACAUCCUUCUCCUCUCUAGAGCACUGUUUCAACUGUUUAAAAUUGUUAUGAUCAUUAUGACUAUUAUUGCUGAAUGAAAUUUUAAUCGUACAAAGAGGUGUUUGAAAAUUAAAAUAGGCAGGCAUCUGGCCUCAAAAUAUGGGAUUCUGAAUAAGAUGAAAUCAGUUUUCAAGCUGGCUGCAACUCAUGUUGUAGGGUGAAGACUAAGUACCUCAUCACAUGGUAGUCCUUAAGACAGGGGACAACAGGGGCAUCCAUGGGUUAGUGCGGCAAAUCCGUCGAGCAGUGUCCCGCCCCACCUUCUUGCCAUCCUAUACUGUUAUCCGUCUGGCCCUGGUUUCUCCAGCGCUGUCCCCGGCUUGUCCCAUGAGAACACAGGUUGUCACCCAUGUCGUCAGGACUGCUGCUUAGCAUGCUGUCGAGACGCAGUGUGCAUGGAGCCCUGCUGGAAGGAUCCCUACAUCAUGUGAUGCACUCCGUCAGGCUAAGUCCUGGCUGUGUCUCAGCAGCGUCCUAGGAGCGGGCUGAAAGCCCAUGUGAUGAGGUCAUAACAGACCAUACAAACUGACCAUUUCCAUUCCAUUUUAUGUGGUUCCUCAGUUGUUUCAAAAUGCAGUAUGAACUUAUUUCUGCAGGGGAUACAUCCCCAAACUUUGCGUGGAUAUGUCAAACUGUGGAUACUAGAGAACCCUAUGGAAAUGAAGGCCUUCCAGUCCAAGUGUACCAUAGAAUCAUGCCAGAGGACCUAGAAAAUAAACAGGUAAUGCGUAUUUUGUCAGACAGGAAUAAAACAAACUACAAAUACUGGCCCAACGGAUAAGGGGUUGUACUGUAUGAAACAUCCAUGGAUUAGAAAACUGAGUCAUGCAUUAAGCCUCCCCCCCCCCCCCCCCAUCCCUUCUUCUUCAAUCUUCAUAUCUGCUUAUGGGACAUGACGAUUUUAGCUUACCUUGCAGGAUUCUUGUGAGAGUUAACAUCUCCAUAAUGCAUAAUUUGAAACUCUUUGAACAUUUAAAGGUAAUAUGCAUGUUAGGUAUUUCCUAAAUGAUGCAAAGGAUCAUUUAUGUUAAUAUUCUUCUGAUUUUGUUUUAAAGAGAAAUUCUAAAAAUCCAAAAUUGCCCACAUAGGUGGCUAGAAAGUGACACUUUUGCUUCUGAUGGUUCCUCACAUGCAGACUUUGUUCAUGGCCAAAAUUAUUUAAAAUAUUGUAUAAAUUUACCUUAAGGCUAUAUCUACAAGGUGUAUAGGAAACAUCAACGAAUUUUGUGUUUAAACUUGGGUCCUAUCUUCAGGAUACCUUAUUAUGGACAUAUAUGCAAAACACUCCUGAUCCCAAGCAUUUUGGGUAAAGGAUAUUUAACCUGUAUCUGUCUGGGGCUGCAGUCAUUUCAGUAUGUCUCUUUCUUCCACAUAGAGAUUACCUCUUCAGACUAAUGUGAAAUAGAAGACCUAUUAGAUUAAUGAUCAUUAUCUAUUGAUGAUUCUAUACAUGAAAAAGCAACCCACAGCUUCAUGUGUUAUGUACUAUGAUCUUGGGUUCAAUAGAUGCAAGAACAUGAACAUGGCUGUCCUUUUUUACUGAAAGGGAUGAAUCAUCACAGUCCCUAAUAUUGGCUGAAUCAUUGGAUUCUGAGAAUUUGAACUUUGAUGGCAGCUUAAUAGGAUUCUAAGAACCCCAGUUUUCUUUUAAAGGCAGGCAAUCAAGCUACAAGGAUGCAUUUGAACAGAGCCUGAAAUGUAACUGUUUUGGACAACAGCUCCCAGGCAACAUGGCCAAGGCUAAGAAAUUCUGGAAGUUGUAGUCCAAAGAAAAAAUGUCACUGCCUUGGGAAUGGGAGCUCAGGAAGCUGUCAAAUUGAGCAGGGCUUCUCAACCUUCUUCUUAAAAGUGAGAGGAUACUAUGAAUUACGUGACAAUACGUGAUUUAUAAUUUAUCCAGGUUGCACUCUUAAUACUAUGUAAAAUAGUAGAAUCAAAAUGUGUUUAGCAAAGAGCACAUAGUUUUGAUUAAAUACUAAUAUUUGCACAGAAUCCCUUACCAGAUACAGCAAAAGAGACACUUCUCAGUUUAUAAUAAAUAGCACUUGUUUUCAAUUUGGUUUCCACCAGAGUUGUUAUGUGUUAUUUGUCUCAUGGUUAUCGGUCUUCAACUUGUGUGUAAUGGGAAUUGUAGCCCAACAUAUCUGGGAGUGUCAGUUUGGGAAAGGCUAGGAAAAAGCAUAGGUCUUUUAUUUAUACAAUAAUAUCACUUAAUUCUUGUUAAAGAAAGAACUGCAUUGCAAUGAAACAGGAUGGAGAUCAGACUGACUUAAUAGACAAAGAAACUAGAAAUUAAAUCCAGCCUCUCUUGAAUAGCUUUUAAUGUAUGGUAUACUUGGUUUUCUGGCAAAUCUGUAAAAAUAUAAUUCAAGCAUCGAAUGAAGUCCUAGAGUCAUUGCUGAUCUGCACAGCACAACUACUCACAUGAAGGGAGCCACCCCAUUCUUCUAGUUGGACAGGUUAUACCCAGUAUGGCCAACCACAAAUCAGUUGUCAUUCUAGCACCAGCACAAUCUACCAUUAGCAGUGACCAGAAGUGAUACUGAGAUUCAAUGUGUAGUAAGAUGUCUGCAUAUGUUACUGUAGUCUUGAAGAGCCCGUGGCCCUCCCAGAUAUUUUAAACCUCUGUGUCCAGAAGCCAUAGCCAGCAUAGCCAAAGGAUCAUGGGAGUUGGAGUGCAAUAUAUCUGGAAGACCACAGGUUCUUUAGCCCUGGUUUAUGGCUAUUUGAUAGAACAGUUAUGCCAUAGAAGAAAUCCUUUCAUGUGGUUGCUGUAACAUACAUUUCCAGUUCUAAGAGGUCAUCAUAUAAACCUGUUUUUAAUUGUUCUGUUUCACAAUCCAAGAUCUUUAAUUCAUCAGUUCUUUAAUUCAUUUUAUUCUUAAAUUCCUCUCCCUUGGUUUCAGUGCAACAGAUUGGCCUUUCUUCAAAAUCCUUUCAAAUUCUUCAAAUUGUAGAAUGCUGGCAAAUAAACCAUCAGUUUAAAAUCAA
Molecule: messenger RNA, 6437 nt
Organism: Anolis carolinensis (green anole)
Lineage: Eukaryota; Metazoa; Chordata; Lepidosauria; Squamata; Anolidae
Gene: cnga3
Product: cyclic nucleotide gated channel subunit alpha 3
Exons: 9
Coding region: 374-2599 (741 amino acids)
Biological process (GO): monoatomic cation transmembrane transport
Cellular component (GO): plasma membrane; intracellular cyclic nucleotide activated cation channel complex
Molecular function (GO): cGMP binding; intracellularly cGMP-activated cation channel activity; intracellularly cAMP-activated cation channel activity
Source: RefSeq, a predicted model, not a curated record